Belonocnema kinseyi is the source of this 501-nucleotide messenger RNA. RefSeq lists its product as uncharacterized. The record is from RefSeq and is a predicted model, not a curated record. The transcript has a single exon. Lineage: Eukaryota; Metazoa; Arthropoda; Insecta; Hymenoptera; Cynipidae. The coding region runs from base 1 to 501 and encodes 166 amino acids. Gene Ontology annotation, molecular function: nucleic acid binding.
AUGGCGAACUUACCAUCUUCUAGAGUCAUUUCAGAGCGACCAUUCUACACAUCAGAAGUCGAAUAUGCCGGACCUUAUUACCUAAAAGGCAGACCGCGUAGUCGCAUUAAAAUCAAGGCAUAUAUGUGCAUUUUUGUGUGUUUCACAACUAAAGCGGUACAUAUAGAACUAGCACACGAUUUGUCAACUGAUGCGUUUUUAAAUUGCAUGCGACAUUUUAUCUCUCGACGAGGUCUAUGUAAACAUAUUCAUUCCGAUAACGGCACAACUUUUUUAGGUGCUCGCAACGCACUCAAUGAAUUAAGAGCUCUAUUGUCUGACAGCGAAUUUCAAAGUAAUGUGUAUGACUUUCUUGCGAAUCAACAAAUUCCGUGGCACCUGAUACCUUCCAGUGUACCACAUUUCGGAGGCUUAUGGGAAGCCGCUGUGAAAUCUGCAAAAAAACAUGUGUAUCAUGUAGUGGGAGAAACGAGUCUCACCUACGAAGAACUGAAGUUGUAA